CAUUUUGUACCCAGAAAAUGCACAUCUCUCUUGUCUAUUGAAUUAAAAUAGAAAAAGAAUGUCUGUUGAGGUUGAAUACAGAUGCUUCGUGGGUGGGCUCGCAUGGGCUACCAACGAUAGAACCCUAGGAGAAGCUUUUUCUCAGUACGGCAAUGUGGUCGACUCCAAGAUUAUCAACGAUCGCGAAACAGGUAGAUCAAGAGGAUUUGGUUUUGUUACCUUUACUGAUGAGAAAUCCAUGAGGAACGCAAUUGAAGCAAUGAAUGGCCAGAACCUUGAUGGUCGUAACAUCACUGUUAAUGAAGCUCAAUCACGCGGAAGCGGCGGCGGCGGCGGUGGUUUCGGAGGUGGCCGACGGGGUGGUGGUGGUGGUGGUUUCGGAGGUGGUGGCGGAUACAAUGGCGGUGGUGGCGGCUACGGUCGACGUGAGGGUGGCAAUGGUGGUGGUUAUGGAGGUGGCCGUGACCGCGGAUAUGGUGGUGGUGGUGAUCGUUAUGGUGAUGGUGGAUCCCGCUACUCAAGAGGUGGUGGUGCAUCAGAAGGAAGCUGGAGGAAUUAGGUUAGAUAUAAUAAAAUUCUGAAAUUGGGUUUAAUAGUCUAAAAUAUGUCAUAGUUUUGGUUUGGAAACUAUGUUUCUGUGUUGGGUUUUUGUUAGUGUUGUGGUCUCUUGCUAUUGACUCGUUAUGUUACUGUGAGGGAUAUGUGCAAGGUUCAAUCAUCAAAGUUAUAAAUGAUCAACCCUUUUUCUA
Messenger RNA from Solanum tuberosum (potato), 749 nucleotides. RefSeq names its product glycine-rich RNA-binding protein-like. The transcript is spliced from 2 exons. Gene Ontology annotation, molecular function: RNA binding. The coding region runs from base 59 to 559 and encodes 166 amino acids. The record is from RefSeq and is a predicted model, not a curated record. Lineage: Eukaryota; Viridiplantae; Streptophyta; Magnoliopsida; Solanales; Solanaceae.